Messenger RNA from Austrofundulus limnaeus, 2971 nucleotides. RefSeq names its product ankyrin repeat and SOCS box containing 2a, tandem duplicate 1 (gene asb2a.1). The record is from RefSeq and is a predicted model, not a curated record. Lineage: Eukaryota; Metazoa; Chordata; Actinopteri; Cyprinodontiformes; Rivulidae. Gene Ontology annotation, biological process: intracellular signal transduction. Gene Ontology annotation, molecular function: protein binding. Bases 97 to 2154 code for a protein of 685 amino acids. The transcript is spliced from 10 exons.
CAGCCCUCCCUGGGUCAUAGACAGACAGCAAGACAAACUGGGCACAAGGAAACAACAUUUGGAUUUGAUCUGAGACUUGAGCAUUUCUGCUCCAUCAUGGCAGCACCUAGCAUCUCCCACUCAGGUUCAGCAGAUUCCAGCUCAACCUUUGAGGAUUAUUCUCUCUACAGUCAUCUGAGCGACAGUGAGCUCCUUCAGCUCGCCAUUGAACGCAGUCUGAUUGACACGCAUGGCAGCGCUGCCGCCACCACCGCCAUCAGCACCAACAGCACCACCACACAACGUCCACACCGCCAUGACAACAAGCCGACCCCUUCAGCUGCAACCAGCAACCAACCACCAGCAGCCAGUACCCAGAAUCCAGCUGCUGCCCAGUUGGGGGCUCACUACAGUUCUCCAAACCCUCCAACUGUAAAACCUCCUGAUCCAAAGACUUUUGUUGGUACAGUGAGUCGAUUCAUGACUGGUUCUGGAAAGAGGAUGGUGGCGUAUUAUAAAACUGAUGGAAGUUUGGUCCACAUCGCUCCAGAACCUGAAGAAGAAGAGGAGCCUCUGUUUAGGGCAAUCCGUGAAGGUGACUCAAGCAGGGUGAAAGCUCUGGCAAUGUGUCCAGGAACCAACCUGAUGCUGCCGAGUAAACCUGGCUGGCUCGCAGUUCACCAGGCUGCAUGGUUUGGACAGGAAGCGUGUUUGCGUAUGCUGCUGACAGUCCAACCAGGAAUGAUCAACAAGAGGGCAAGUGGUGGGGGGACGCCACUGCUUACUGCAGUCAGUAGAGUCCACCUGGGAUGUGUUCAACUGCUCCUGGAAAUGGGAGCUGAUCCUGACAUCCCAAAUUAUGAAAAAGAGACUCCACUCUACAAAGCAUGUGAAAGGAAUAAUCCUGCCAUUGUUGCUGCGCUGCUGAACUCUGGAGCAGAGGUGAACACGUGCUGCUAUCAUGGAUGGACGGCUCUGCAAGAAGCAGCGAGCAGAGACAACUUGGAGAUCUGCGAGAUGCUGCUGAAGGCUGGAGCAAAACACAAUGUUCGCAACUCGUACGGCAUCACUCCGCUGUUUACUGCUGCUCAGAACGGCCAACUUGCUGCACUUCGUCUCCUCAUCAAACAUGGUGCAGAUGUUAACACUCAGGCGGCUGAUGGAGCCACAGCUUUAUAUGAAGCUACUAAAAAUGGACAUACAAAAAUUGUGGAAUUGCUCCUUUCUCAAAACGCUGAUGCCAACAAGCCUGGAAAAACAGGACUUUUACCGCUUCACAUAGCUGCUCAGAGAGGAAGUGACACAAUCAUCUCCAUGUUAAUCGUGGUUACCAGUAAGGCCCGAGUCAGGCGGACCGGUAUCAGCCCACUGCACUUGGCAGCAGAACGAAACCGCGACGACACUCUGGAGUUUCUGAUCAAGGCGGGAUUCGACGUCAACGCUCAGCUGUCGGAAGAAAGAUCGAGGCUGUACGAGGACCGCCGCAGCACCGCGCUCUACUUCUCCGUCAUCAACAACAACGUUGAUGCUGUUCGCAUGCUGGUUGCUGCCGGUGCCGACCCAAACCUCGACAUGUUCAAGCCCCUGCUGGUGGCUGUGCGAAUUGGCUGCAUUCAGACGGUCCAACUCUUGGUGGAGCACGGUGCCGACAUCAAUGCUGGCAUCCCUACCCACCCCACCACCUUCCCCGCUGUCUACAUGUUCUCCAUGAAGUACCUUCCCAUGUUUAAGUACUUAUUGGACCAUGGAGGCGAGGCCCUCUCCUGUUUCAGCUGCAUAUAUGGUGGCCAGUCUCAUCCACCCAUCAAAACCAGUCGGCCGGGCGGGAACUACAACCCUGACCAAAGUCUGCCAGAGACGCUGCAGACGAGAGGCGUUCAGUUCUGUGAGAUGAUCUCGGCUCCCAGUAUCUCUCGGUGGGCAGGGCCAAUAAUUGACAUCCUACUGGACUAUGUUGGUCACGUGACUCUCUGCUCCAGACUGAUGGAACACCUAGACAGUUACUCUGGAUGGAGCGUCAUCAAGGAAAAAGCAGCUCUGCCACGGCCACUUCUGCAGCUCUGCAGGAUGCAGAUCCUGCACCUGGUUGGACGUCGAAAGUUGAAGAGGUUGCCGCUUCCUGGAGGUCUGAUCCGCUUUCUCCAACAUCAGGAGUUAUCUCUGGACGACAGCUGACCUUUUUUCAGCUGACUCACUUUGGUAACUCUUUUUCCACAACACUUUUUUUCUUUUACUAAUUGUAAUUAAUGAUAAAAUCCUGUCUCAAUUUACUAGUGUUUUGUUUUUUUGAAAAUUAAAAAUAGAAAACCAGCACUCCAAAAAAUACCUUGUUUUUAAUAAGGGCAGAAAACAGGACGUGUUUCGGCUACAUGCCAUCGUCAAUUUUUACAGAUCAGACAAACUAUGAGUCUGUAAAAAGAAAUAAAACCUCAAAGAAAAGGCAAAUUCCCAGAGGUGGGAUCCAGCUUCCUGUCUGGUUCUGGGACUGACAUUUAUUUUGCUUGCUGCUCCAUUCUGUUGACUUCAUUAUGAUGUUCAACUUUCAGCUUAGGUCCGUUUUAUGCCUCAGAAACAGAAACAAAUGAUUCAAACACAACAGUUAGUAACACAGUUCCUGGUAUUGGGAUGUUUCUAUAUGGAGUGUACAUGUUCUCCUGUGUUUGCAUGGCUUUUCUCCAGGUACUCCAGUCCCACCCGACAGUUCAAAAACAUGCAUAUUUAGGCUGCUUUCAGUCCCAGGUCUCCCUUGAAAAAUAGAUCUGUGAUUUCAGUCAGAUUUGCCUGGUUAAUUAAAAUAACUCAUCGUCUGAACUGUUUGUUCUAAAAUCAAAAAGCUAGCUCUAAUUCCUGAUUCAGGAAGCAUAGCUGCACCUCCAGAGCUUGUUUCCAGGUUUGGGACCUUGUCAUCCUAUUUUCCUUGGAGAUGUCAUGCUGUGUUAUGUCUUAAAGGGAUCCCCGAUUAGUUGUAACAUUAGACUUUAUAUGAUAAACA